This is a messenger RNA of Priapulus caudatus, 1071 nucleotides long. RefSeq names its product transcription initiation factor TFIID subunit 4-like. Lineage: Eukaryota; Metazoa; Priapulida; Priapulimorpha; Priapulimorphida; Priapulidae. The transcript has a single exon. The record is from RefSeq and is a predicted model, not a curated record. Bases 1 to 1071 code for a protein of 356 amino acids.
AUGUCGCCCGGAUGGAGCGACUACAACCAGGGGGCGCUGGCAUUCAACGCAGACGGCUAUACCGAGCUGACAAGCACACUGGCCGAGGGCAUGAGCUUACGAAGUCCGAACCCGUACAACCAGGGGGCGCCGGCGGAGGGGAUCGGCCUUCGCACUCCGAACCCGUACACCCAGGGGGCGCCGGCGGAGGGGAUCGGCCUUUGCAGUCCGAACCCGUACACCCAGGGGGCGCCGGCGGAGGGGAUCGGCCUUUGCAGUCCGAACCCGUACACCCAGGGGGCGCCGGCGGAGGGGAUCGGCCUUUGCAGUCCGAACCCGUACAACCAGGGGGCGCCGGGGGUUUGCUACAACUUUGCGCUCACGGCGUGCAGCAACGGUGGCGCCCCCGCCACGCACUACGUGCUCGCCCGCUCGCCAAACGGCGCCCCGGACCCGCGCUCGCCAUUCAACAAUGGCGUCUACGUGCCGCCGUCACCGACGCGAAGUCCGAACCGCAGUCCGCGCAGCAUCCGCAAGAGCGUGUCCCCGACGGGGCACGAUGCCGGCGCCCCCUACCUCCGCCCGGCACUCGCCGAGUCGAGCGGCGACGCCGGCGGCGCCCCCUACCUCCGUCCGGCGCUCGCAGAGCCGAGCGGCAACGCCGGCAGCGCCCCCUACCUCCGCCCGGCGCUCGCCGAGCCGAGCGGCGACGGCGGUGGCGCCCCCUACCUCCGCCUGGCACUCGCCGAGCCGAGCGGCGACGCCAGCGGCGCCCCCUACGCGGCGGCGAGCGAGUUGACCUUUGCGACCUUGAAGCCGGUCACGCGUCUUUCUUCGGCCGCCAACCCGCUGCUGCGGACGGUCCACGCGGGGGCGCCACCGCGGCCGGCGUCGCCGCUGCUUCCGAGCGACCUCGACAUGACCUUGGACUCGCUGCGCGGCCUCGACUGCGACGUCGGCGAAGUGCUUCGACACGAGUUCACCGUCGCCGGCGGCCUUGACCUCGACUUCGACCUUGACGGCGGCGGCGGCGGCCAGGUGGCGCCGGCGGUGUCGUCGCGGAACGACGGCGACACGACAUGGAUGUGUUGA